This is a messenger RNA of Symbiodinium sp. CCMP2592, 873 nucleotides long. NCBI's taxonomy places the organism in Eukaryota, Dinophyceae, Suessiales, Symbiodiniaceae. The record is from the annotation of a GenBank genome assembly.
AUGGCCUUGACCGGUGUUGUGAAGAAGUAUGACAAUGCAAAGGGCUUCGGAUUCAUCGUUCCAACUGGAUCCCGCACGGACCUAUUCGUUCGGUGCACGGAUGUUAUUGGUGGAACACUGCAGGAGGGAGACAAGGUCACUUUCGACGAAGGCCUGAACGAGCGCACGGGCAAACCCAAGGCUUUCCGCGUCGCCGGAGGAUCUGGACCUGCACCAGGUGGCAAAGGAGAUCCGAGAGACGGAAAACAAGGCUUUGUUGCCGGACCGGUUCCCGGUGGCUGCGGCUGCAGCCCUUGGGGCAGCCCGGCUCCUUGCGGCUUGAUGCUAGGUGGGGGCUGCGGCCUUGGCGCAGGAAAGGCCGCACCCAUGCCGGGUGGCUGUGGCAUCAAGUCCGGCGUGGUCAAGUUCUUCCACGAUGAGAAAGGUUUUGGCUUCAUCAAGCAGAAUGGUGGUGGCAAUGACCUCUUCGUCCAUCGCAGCGAUGUGAUCGACGCCCCGCUGAAUGAGGGGGAUCAUGUGCAGUACAGCGAGGUGGUUGACAAGAGAAGCGGGAGAAUGAAGGCGCACCAGGUCACUGGCGGCACAGGAGCACGCAAGCCCCCUCAGAAAAAAGGCGCAGGAAAGGGUGGCAAGGGUAAGGGAGGCAAAGGAAGUGUGCCUACCGAGCCGAGCCUUCCCAAUCCUGGCAUGGCUAUGAUGGCUAUGGGUUGCGGCUGUGGAGGUUCUGGGGGUUGCGGAGGUGGCUGCGGUGGCUGCGGACAGCGCAUGGGAGGUUGCAGCGGCAACUGCGGAAGUCUGCAGAUGAGCGGGAACAGCUGCAAGGCCCCGCGGCCGCGUGAAGACCGACAUACAUCACAGCUGGAGUUCCUUUAA